Molecule: messenger RNA, 2603 nt
Organism: Cercocebus atys (sooty mangabey)
Lineage: Eukaryota; Metazoa; Chordata; Mammalia; Primates; Cercopithecidae
Gene: UPF3B
Product: UPF3 regulator of nonsense transcripts homolog B (yeast)
Exons: 16
Coding region: 150-2084 (644 amino acids)
Biological process (GO): nuclear-transcribed mRNA catabolic process, nonsense-mediated decay; positive regulation of translation
Cellular component (GO): nucleolus; cytoplasm
Molecular function (GO): mRNA binding
Source: RefSeq, a predicted model, not a curated record
AGAGCUUGGCAGGCCACAGUGGAACGCGGGGCCCGACUUAUCAUAAGGGGCAUUUGUUGGGGGCGGAGCUUUGACGGGAGCUUCCCUGGAGCCGUUGGUGCCCGGGGUAGCCCCGUUCCGGCCGAGCCGCUUCAGCGGGGGACGUAGCCAUGAAGGAAGAGAAGGAGCACAGGCCUAAGGAGAAGCGAGUAACCUUGUUAACCCCCGCCGGGGCCACAGGCAGCGGUGGUGGGACCUCGGGGGACAGCUCCAAGGGGGAAGAUAAGCAGGAUCGCAACAAGGAGAAGAAAGAAGCGCUGAGCAAGGUGGUAAUUCGAAGAUUACCUCCCACUUUGACCAAGGAGCAGCUUCAGGAACAUCUUCAACCUAUGCCUGAGCAUGAUUAUUUUGAGUUUUUUUCUAAUGAUACGAGUUUGUAUCCUCAUAUGUAUGCCAGAGCAUACAUCAACUUUAAAAACCAAGAGGACAUUAUUUUGUUCAGAGAUCGCUUUGAUGGUUAUGUAUUCCUUGACAAUAAAGGUCAGGAAUAUCCCGCUAUAGUAGAAUUUGCACCUUUUCAAAAAGCUGCAAAAAAGAAGACUAAGAAAAGAGAUACCAAAGUCGGGACUAUCGAUGAUGAUCCAGAAUAUAGAAAGUUUUUGGAAAGUUAUGCCACAGAUAACGAGAAAAUGACAUCUACUCCGGAGACACUGCUAGAGGAAAUAGAAGCAAAAAAUAGAGAAUUAAUAGCUAAAAAGACAACCCCACUUUUGAGCUUCCUGAAAAACAAGCAGAGAAUGAGAGAAGAAAAGAGAGAAGAAAGAAGAAGGAGAGAAAUAGAAAGAAAAAGACAAAGAGAAGAAGAGAGGAGGAAAUGGAAAGAAGAAGAGAAACGAAAAAGGAAAGAUAUAGAAAAGUUAAAGAAGAUAGACAGAAUUCCAGAAAGGGACAAAUUAAAGGAUGAACCAAAGAUUAAGGUACACAGGUUUCUGUUACAAGCUGUGAAUCAGAAAAAUCUACUCAAGAAGCCAGAAAAAGGAGAUGAAAAAGAAUUGGACAAAAGAGAAAAAGCCAAGAAAUUGGACAAAGAGAAUCUCAGUGAUGAAAGAGCCAGUGGGCAAAGUUGUACAUUGCCCAAGCGUUCUGAUAGUGAACCUAAAGAUGAAAAACCAAAGAGACCUGAAGAUGAGAGUGGCAGAGACUACAGGGAGAGAGAACGGGAAUAUGAACGAGAUCAGGAGCGCAUUCUUCGAGAAAGAGAGAGGCUGAAGCGGCAAGAAGAAGAGCGCCGUAGGCAGAAGGAGCGCUAUGAGAAAGAGAAGACUUUUAAGAGAAAAGAAGAAGAAAUGAAAAAAGAGAAAGACACACUUCGGGAUAAAGGAAAGAAGGCUGAAAGUACAGAAUCAAUAGGCAGCUCAGAAAAAACUGAAAAGAAAGAAGAAGUGGUCAAGAGAGAUCGAAUAAGAAACAAGGAUCGUCCAGCGAUGCAGCUUUAUCAACCAGGAGCUCGAAGCCGAAAUCGACUCUGUCCCCCUGAUGACAGCACCAAGUCUGGAGAUUCAGCAGCAGAAAGGAAGCAGGAUCAUCCAGGGAUGCAGUCUUACCAUCCAGGAGCUCAAAGCCGCUAUCAACACUACUUUCCUGAUGACAGCACCAACUAUAGAUACUCACCAGUAGAAGAAAAGCAGGAUUGUCCAUGGAUGCAGCAUUACCAUCCAGGAGCUCGAGGCCGAGGUCGACUCUGGCACCCUGUUGACAAGUCUAGAAAUUCAGCAGUAGAAAGAAACCAGGAUCAUCCACGGAUGCAGCGUUACCAUCCAGGAGCUCGAAACCGAGGUCGACUCUGGCACCCUGAUGACAAGUCUGGAGAUUCAGCAGUAGAAAGAAAGCAGGAUCAUCCAGGGAUGCAGCGUUACCAUCCAGGAGCUCGAAGCCAAGGUCGACUCUGGCAUCCUGAUGACAUAACCAAGUCUGGAGAUUCAGCAGUAGAAAGAAAGCAGGAAAGUGGUAUUAGCCAUACAAAAGAAGAGGAGAGGCCAGGAUCAUCCAGGGACGCAGCUUUACCAUCCAGGAGCUCGAAGCCGAAGUCGAUUCUGGUGCCCUGAUGGCAGCACCAAUCUGGAGAUUCAGCAGUAGAAAGCAAGCAAGCAGGAAAGUGAUAUUAACCAUAGAAAAGAAGGAGGAGAGGAGGGAUAAGUCCAGAUGGCCUUAGGUGUCCUGACUGUCUAGGCAGCCAAAGAGCACAUGUUAAGCAACCCAGAAGUGCCUUCAGGGCAAAGAAUAGAGAGAAAGGGGGUUGCUGUGCUGGUGGGGUACACUGCAGAGGAGUAAGUUUUGCGUCAAAGCAGGAAUCUGAUCAGAGGUUCAGAAUUGGAAGUACAAUUUCAUUGCUUUUGCAAUUUCUACAAAUUAAUUUUAGUCUCAGAAAAAGCUAAUGGCAAGGACAUGCAUUGCAGUUUGCAGGGGGAAAUGUCAAGUGAGGACUUCAUCACAUAUGACACGAGAGAAAAGUAAGAGCUGGUUCUAAAAUCAAAAGCUGUUGUUCAUCCCGAAUUGAAUUUUCUUUUCAUUUUUUUUCUUUUUUUGAGACAGGGUAUCACUCUGUUGCCCAGCCUGGAGUACAG